Molecule: messenger RNA, 575 nt
Organism: Condylostylus longicornis
Lineage: Eukaryota; Metazoa; Arthropoda; Insecta; Diptera; Dolichopodidae
Gene: Rnf11
Product: RING finger protein 11
Exons: 2
Coding region: 63-512 (149 amino acids)
Source: RefSeq, a predicted model, not a curated record
UAUUUAUCUUAAUUUAUUUGUUUUGAAUUAAAAAAAAAAAAUUCGACUAAUUUGUGAUCAAAAUGGGCAAUUGUUUUAAAAGAUCAACUAAUGAUGACGUUUCACUAUUAAGAGAUAGUAAUAAUGGUAGAGAUUCAUCAUCAGAUCAAUUAGGAUCUAUACCACAGAUUUAUUCGGAGAUUAUGCAACCUGUAUUUUAUCCAUCACCAUCUGUUAGCCGUCCAGCAUCACAUUUAACUGAAGAGGAACAAGUUAAAAUAGCAAAAAGAAUUGGUUUAAUUCAACAUUUACCAGUUGGAACAUAUGAUGGAUGUAAAAAAUCUAGGGAAUGUGUGAUAUGCAUGAUUGAAUUUUCUGUUGGUGAAGCUGUACGUUAUUUACCUUGUCUUCAUAUAUAUCAUGUUAGUUGUAUUGAUGAUUGGUUAAUGAGAAGUUUAACAUGUCCAAGUUGUAUGGAACCAGUUGAUGCAGCACUUUUAACUAGCUAUGAUAGAUAUACUAGAGGAUCAUAGACCAAAAUCAAAUACAAAAAAAAAAAAAAAAAAUUGAUACCUACAAUUUUUUUCUUUUAAUUU